AUGGAUGAUUCCGGUGACAUUCUACUUCCGCCAUCCGCAUUUUGCGUGACAGAUGUCACCUCAUCGAAUACAGAUCGUUCUUCUCCGGAUAUUUACAAGAAAAUGUCGUUCGGGAAGCACUCAGAUGAUCUAUUGUCUUCCGGAAAGAUGCCCCCUUGGAGAACGAAUGAUCCCGAUCAAUCCCAAUCGCACCAAGUGCCUGUAUUGCUCUCUCGCUUGUCGAUGACGGAAACUCAGCUGCGUGAUGUGGAAAAUCAGCUGCGGGCUAUUCGAGAAGAGAAUUCCCAACUGAAACACACCCGUGACGAGGCGCGUCUACAGCUACAACAUCUGCGGAAAUACUACCAAGAACAGAUCGAUAACAAUCCCGAACCGAGUGAGCCGCACAAAUCUGCUAAACAGCUCCAAUCGACAACAAUCCUGCACUCUGAAAACGAUGAACUUGUGCAUCAGUCGAUCGAGGCCCCCCGAGUUUGGACACUAGCCAUGGCCGAGGCGAUCGCCACUCGCUGUGCCCCAAAACAACUGGUUCAAGCGCUUCAACGGCCCUGGCCCAGUGUGAAAACCAAAACAGAAUAA
Echinostoma caproni is the source of this 579-nucleotide messenger RNA. NCBI's taxonomy places the organism in Eukaryota, Metazoa, Platyhelminthes, Trematoda, Plagiorchiida, Echinostomatidae. The record is from the annotation of a GenBank genome assembly.